CAAUCAAAUUCAACAUAACAUCCGAAUUUUGAAACCAACUUGUUUACAUCAUGGCUGCCUAGAGCACAAUUUUUUAACAAUAUUUAGAUUGUAAUUUUCUUAUCUACAUUUGAUUUGUGUGCACUGCCUUAAAAAAAUUGCUUGAAAAUCCAGCCAACCAUGUCUAGCUUAGAUUUAAGUGUGCCAGAAUUGCCACCUGAUUCACCUGGAAGUUCAGUAUCCACAAGACUUAUGGAUGAGUAUGAGGAAUUGCUGAAGUAUGCCGUUGUUGUACCUAAGUAUGAUCAGAGUAGAUUACCUAAAACACUAACAGACAUAAGAGAGUCAUUUCCUCAAAAUAGACCGGAACCCAGACAGGAAACCAUGGUUACAGUUACUAGGGAGAGACAAACAGAUUCUAGUUCCAAUCCUGUCAUUGUCAAGGUAACCAGAGAAACAGGGUUACCAGAUUUUGGAGGUCAUAGUCCUAUAGGAAGUAAACAUGAAGAUGACAGACUGAAUGAUGAUACAGGGAGUGUUGAAGAAUUCCUUACAAGAGACAAAGGAAAACAGAAAACACAAAAGUUCUCAGCCCCCAAAUUUUUGUCCCGUGUGACAGAUGGACUUGAUAAAGAAACCAGUCGGAUGUCUCAGAAAGAAACCAGUCACUUAUCUCAGAAAGAGGUUGAAAUAGAGGAGUCAGAAUAUAACUUCACAGCAACAGUGGACCAAGACGUUACUAAGAUGGAAAAUCUCAUGGACCAUUGGUGUUUGGACCUAAAAAGAAAUGUCAUGGCAGAAUUCAGCCAAUCCAAAAUUAGAAUUGUGGAACAUGGAAGACAGCAGCUAGUCAGAGAACAAGAAAAACAUGCUGCAGAAAAAAAUCAAAUCCUGAAUGAAAUGGAAAGUCUGAAGGAACUAUUACACACUUAUGAACAGUCACUGGAACGUAAAGAUCAGGUCAUAUCAAAUCUUACACAUGCCAUGCAGAAACAGAGAGAAAAGAUUGAAAUGCUAAAAAAAUUUAACGAAUGGAAAGUUAAACACAUUGACAGGAAAAGAGAGAUAUUUGCUGGUAAACUAGCAGAAAAACAUUAUGAGAGAAAACUGUCGCAGAAAAUCUGGGAUUCUUGGCAUUCAGUGAUUGUUGAUAAAUGGCGCCAGCGAGUGGAGAAAGCCUGUCAAGCCAAGGCACAGGAAGUCUGCAUCAAUCUCACAAAUGAAUAUGAGACUAAAGUCAAAUCGUUAACAGACGCAUUAGAGGAAGCGAGGACAGAGGUGUCAAAGUUACAUCAGGAACGUGAUCGUUAUGAAGAAACCAUGAAAAAGGCUUUCAUGCGAGGAGUGUGUGCCCUCAACCUUGAAGCUAUGACCAUGUUUCAACCUCAAGAUGACCAGCGACCAGAACAAGGUCCUGGCGGUCACAUGUCUUCAGAUUUCUCUGACAAUCUUAACGGUAGUAUACCAGAGAAAGAUUAUAGUGCUCCAAAAACAAUCCCCCAGGAACCAAUAUACACAACAGAUCCUAGGAAUGACCUGGCACCGCCAAAAAUAAUCACCAGUCAGGGAGCCAGACCUUCAUCAGCGACUAGUGUCAGGUCUAAAGCAUCAGCAUGCAGUAAGACUAGUACAACAUCUUCCAGUAAAGGGAAAGUAUUGUCCACCAGAAUAUCAGCCAAGACCGAUUCUGGACGUGCCACAUCUAGUUUGGCCAGAAAUCCUACUCUGGACCCGCCAAUGAGUUCUGUUAUUGUAGAAAGACAUCCUCCAGUUAAUAAGGAAACAAUUGGACAGGCCACAGCAGGAAGACACCCACGACAGACAUCAACCAUAGAGAACUAUACACAGGCAGGAAUCAUUCAUCGGCGGAUUGCUGGACAGUCUGGUUCAGUGACGAUAUCACCAAAUAUACAAACUGUUAAAGUUGUUGACUGAAUGGCAUUUAGUUAUAGCAUUUAUGUAUUAUUAUGUGUAUGAACAAGACAGUUAUGACGAUGCAUGAAAAAGAAAAAAAUAGAAGUAAACAUCAUUUCUCUUUAUCUAAAGUUUUGAAAUAUUUUCAAGAUAAUUAAAAAAAAACCACACAAAUGGAUAAAUAA
Mytilus trossulus (common blue mussel) is the source of this 2078-nucleotide messenger RNA. RefSeq names its product centrosomal protein POC5-like. Gene Ontology annotation, cellular component: centrosome. NCBI's taxonomy places the organism in Eukaryota, Metazoa, Mollusca, Bivalvia, Mytilida, Mytilidae. The coding region runs from base 160 to 1914 and encodes 584 amino acids. The record is from RefSeq and is a predicted model, not a curated record. The transcript has 12 exons.